AAAUUGAAAAGUCAGAGCCCACACGACGGUCUGAUGUUGAUUAGCAACAAUUUUGAUCCUUUCGUCUAAAACAUUAUCUAUACCCAUGGAAAUCUCCAUAAAUCUAAUUUCUUACCUCCAUACUUCCCUCCUUACAUAGAUCUAUAACAAUAACAUAACCAUGUCAGAAGAACAAUCCAAAGCCUCUGGUCUUCCAGUCGUAAUUCCCAAGUUCUGGGAUGAAGACGACGAAGCUCUAUCCCAAGAGUGUCGAAAUCUCAUUGCAACCCUACCUUCUGAACCGUAUUGGAAGAUCUAUCGGCUCUACCAAUUCCAAGGCUUUUGGCACAACAAAAGGGUCAUCCAAGGAGUCCUCAACUUGCAUAAACACUUUCAGGCUCAUGACUCUGACAUCAUCCUCGUCACGAUGCCAAAAUCUGGCACGACCUGGCUCAAGGCCCUCACUUACUCACUCCUUAAUCGCAAGACCCAUUAUCCGAACACGAAUCUAAACCCGACCCACCCUCUUCUCACUACCAACCCUCAUGAUCUUGUGCCCUUCUUGGAACUCCGUCUCUAUCUUGAGAACAACCCAGAUCUGAGCUCCUUCUCAUCGCCGAGGCUUUUCGCGGCCCAUCUGCCACACUUACCAUUGCCGGAGUCCGUAAAGUCAUCGAGAUGUAAGAUAGUGUACUUGUGCAGAAAUCCUAAGGACGUUCUUGUCUCGUACUGGCACUUUACAAGUCCGUUCUUCAAAACAGAAAGCCAAGCAGCGAGCAACGUGGUUGAUGAGGAUUUGUUUGAGAAGUUUUGCCAGGGAAAGAACCCUUUCGGGCCGUUUUGGGAUCACAUAUUGGGUUAUUACAAGGAGAGUUUGAAGAGACCAGAGAAGGUAAUGUUUUUGAGGUUUGAGGAUCUAAAGGGUGAGCCGGUGAGGGUUUUGAAGGAACUAGCUGAGUUUAUUGGGUAUGGUUUUUCCAAAGAAGAAGAAAAUGAUGUUGUGGGUGACAUAUUGAAGCUCUGUAGUUUUGAAAAUUUGAGCAAUUUGGAAGUGAAUAAAAGUGGAAAAGUGUCCUCCGGGGUGAAAAGUAAGAAUUUUUUUAGACGUGGAACAGUUGGAGAUUCCAAGAAUUUUCUCACACUGGACAUGAUCAAACGACUUGAUGAUACUACUGAAGAGAAGCUGGGGAUACAUGGCUUGAAGUUUUAAAUCUCCAUUAAUUAGAUUCUUUAGAACGUCUGGUCUACAAAUUAACAACAGGUGUUGGAAGUGAAGAUGUAGAAGAAGUAGCGGCAAAUAUAAUUAAACUUGUAAUCUCCCUAGAGAUAGAGUGUUUCUCAUGACGUAUAGCUUAGUGUCGAUCAAAAAUUAAAAGAUUGAGAACACUCUUAUGGAUGAGCCUGUUCAAACGUUGGGUGUGUCUGUGAAGCUUUUUAACUCGUAAAAAAACAUUCUUCUACUUGGAUAUGCUGGUGUUUUAUGUAAAAAGUGUGUGUGUGUGUGUGUGAAGCCUAGAAAAAUCAUAUCAGUAAUUUUCUCUU
Messenger RNA from Prosopis cineraria, 1521 nucleotides. RefSeq names its product cytosolic sulfotransferase 12-like. Gene Ontology annotation, biological process: sulfation. Bases 161 to 1189 code for a protein of 342 amino acids. Gene Ontology annotation, cellular component: cytoplasm. The record is from RefSeq and is a predicted model, not a curated record. Gene Ontology annotation, molecular function: sulfotransferase activity. NCBI's taxonomy places the organism in Eukaryota, Viridiplantae, Streptophyta, Magnoliopsida, Fabales, Fabaceae. The transcript has 2 exons.